Molecule: messenger RNA, 2181 nt
Organism: Sporothrix brasiliensis 5110
Lineage: Eukaryota; Fungi; Ascomycota; Sordariomycetes; Ophiostomatales; Ophiostomataceae
Product: rad21 rec8 n terminal domain containing protein
Exons: 4
Coding region: 1-2181 (726 amino acids)
Biological process (GO): mitotic sister chromatid cohesion; replication-born double-strand break repair via sister chromatid exchange; synaptonemal complex assembly
Cellular component (GO): synaptonemal complex; cohesin complex
Molecular function (GO): protein binding; chromatin binding
Source: RefSeq, a predicted model, not a curated record
AUGUUCUAUAGCACAGAGAUCCUUUGUGACAAGCGAUAUGCUUUGUCUACUGUUUGGCGCGCCGGCAACACGGCAAUUGGAGCUCGCACAACCGGCAUUCGCCGCAAAGCGGUCCUUGAGGUCAGUGUAGAGCAAACUUGCGGCACAAUCAAGGAUCCUCCCGGUGCACCCAUCGCUUUGCGUCUUCAGGGCACCCUGCUCUACGGCACCGCUCGCAUCUACCAGGAACAGUGCCGUUAUGUCCUCAACGACAGUGAGCGCGCACAGCGUGCCAUGGCCAAGCUGCACAACGGUUUCCUAGACGACAAGCUCGACAAGAAUGCCGGAAGGGCCAAAUCCGUUCAAAUUGUCCUCCCGAACGACCCUUGCUUCGAUCUCGAUCUGUUCCAGCUGCCCCCGUUUGAUUUCGACGCACCAAUGGACGGUUCGUUUCUCUCCCAGGAACACCAGGCAUCGUGGACAAACAUGUCUCUCAGCUCGCGCUCGUCCAACAAGAAUCAGCUUCCCCAGCUUAUGCUCGACGCUGACUCGUCUGCUGGUGGGUCGUAUCCUGGCGCUUUCCGCUAUUCGGCUUCUGGAGCCUCCCAGGUGCCCGAGUCCCCUACUCCGCUCGCCAGGGUCGAGUUUCAGGAUGAAGAAAACUUGCUUCUUGAUGUCGGUCUCUUCAUUGACGAGAAUGGAAACAUUGUCGAGGAGGAGCCGCGGACCGAGCCGCAGCUGCCCGCCUUUCCAUCAAAGCCCACAAAGGCGACAAGCGACACUGUGGUGCCGAUGAUUGUAGACGACGAUGGCGACAUCUUCAACGCCGACGCUGCACUCCAGGAACAUGCUCACGGGAGCAAGACAAGCGACGGUUUCAAACCCAACCUACUGACCCAGACACCGUCCUCUCCUAGCAAGCUUUCAUCGGCUUCGUCUACCAUGGUGGCCCGGGCAGCGAAUCGAAAUGCCUCACGAGUCAAACUUAAUUUCGUUGAUGGUGUCACGCAAAUCCCUCUCAGGGACUAUUUCAACUACGUGACCAACUAUACUGCGAACAUGGAACGAGCCGCCGAGAAAAAAGGCCAUGGCCGGAUCCUUCGUCGGGCCCAUGACACCAACCUCCACAGGCAGAUCGCGCAUGCUUUCACCUUUGGACGUGGAGUGUUUGGCGUGGCCGAUGCUGUCACGAGCCAUUACCCAAAUCACCCAUUGGCGCAGAUGUUCGCUGGUGACGCCCUCGGGGAGGCGCUCUUGGGUGACGGUCUGGCCAGAGCGAAACGGCGCCGUCUGGAUGCCAUUGAACCCAGCACGCCCAUUGCUCGCGGUGUCCGCGGCGUACAUCUGAACGGGUUUGACGACGAGCAGGAAAUUGAGCUUGGUCGUCAGCCAGGCUCAGCGCUGUCGGAUCACCCAUCGCUUGCCCUUCGUCAGUCAUCUGCCUUGCCUGGAUCGUCUGCUCAUGGCAGUGUGCAGCGCAGUGCCGCGUCGGCCAUUCGCCAUCUUCCCGAUGGCCGGCUCUCCAGCGCAGGCUUCCCCGAGAGCCCAAGUUUUUUUGAGCGCUACAGCGACGAGGCCAUGGACAUUGCGCAGCAUCCAGCCAGCAACGAUGGCAAUCUCUUUCUCCCAUCUGUCAGCUCAGUGGCUCCGGCUGGUGCCGGGGCCCCGGUCGGUGCCACUGGAGACAAGGCCAAGGACAGCCAGGCAGGUAACGAAGACAAAGUCGGCGAAGAGGUGCGCAAUGCCGCUGUAUUUUUCGAACUGGUUCGUGAGAUGGCCACCGAUCAGGGCCUCGCUCGGCCGGAUGCUUCGGCGACGCACCGCUGGAUCGAGUUUGGCGACGUCGUCGCACCUUUCAAGGCAAACCGCGCUGCAGUCGUGGGUGCCUUUAUGAGUCUUUUGUCGCUGACCACGGCAAACAAACUGCGCAUCCAGCAGGACAAUGCCGAGGGCGAUGUCAUUGACCGCGACAUUUUUAUCGGCGUGAAGCCGAAAAAGCGCGGUGGCGACAAGGUCACAGGCAAAGCCAAAUUGAAGGCCAAGGGCAAGAAGAAGCGAAGCAUCCAGGAGAUCAGCGAGGACAACAACAGCGGCGAUGUGGAUGAGCUCAUGGCCGAACACCUUUUCUCCAGCCCGAGGACUGUCGAUCAACCCUUCCGUGGCAGUGACCUGACUGGCAUCGAGCUCAUCGGCGUAGCUUGA